AGCAGGUAUUUCAGUUCUCUAUCAUCUGAUCUGAUUCUGUUGUGUUUGUUUGCAGGAGAGUUUGAGGAGGAGUCCAAGCAGCCGGCGCUGUCUGAGCAGCAGAAGCACCAGCUGAAACACAGGGAGCUCUUCCUGUCUCGACAGUUUGAGUCUCUACCUGCCACUCAUAUACGGGGAAAAUGUAACGUCACCCUCCUCAAUGAAACGGACGUCCUGGCUGGUUACCUGGAGAAGGAAGACUGUUUCUUCUACUCGCUGGUGUUUGACCCUGUCCAGAAGACGCUGUUGGCAGAUCAGGGGGAGAUCCGGGUGGGCUCUAAAUACCAGGCAGAGAUUCCUGACAAACUCACUGAAGAUGAAGUUGACACCCGGGUCCAGGAGAAGAUGGAAACUAAAGUUUGGGAUCCCAGCAACCAGCUGAAGGACGCCCAGAUCGACCAGUUCCUUGUUGUUGCAAGAGCUGUGGGGACGUUCGCCCGGGCCUUGGACUGCAGCAGCUCCAUCCGUCAGCCCAGCCUCCACAUGAGUGCAGCUGCAGCUUCCAGAGACAUCACACUGUUCCAUGCCAUGGACACAUUGCAGAAGAACAACUACGACCUGGCCAGGGCCAUGUCCACGCUGGUCCCUCAGGGGGGCCCAGUGCUCUGCCGGGACGAGAUGGAGGAGUGGAGCGCCUCGGAGGCCAUGCUGUUUGAGGAGGCGCUGGAGAAAUAUGGCAAAGACUUCAACGACAUCCGUCAGGACUUUCUGCCCUGGAAAUCUCUGGCCAGUGUAGUCCAGUUUUACUACAUGUGGAAGACUACGGACCGCUACAUCCAGCAGAAACGACUAAAGGCAGCAGAGGCAGACAGCAAACUCAAACAGGUCUACAUCCCCACCUAUACCAAACCCAACCCCAAUCAGAUCAUGAUGCCAGGCAGCAAGCCCGGCCUGAACGGAGCCGCAGGCUUCCAGAAGGGACUGAGCUGUGAGAGCUGCCACAGUAAGAGAACACACACACACACACACACCUCCCACCCUGAUUCUCCAAGAUGAUCUAACACAUUUAGUCACGCUACAACCACAAACUGCAUUGGAUUUUCUGUAGCAGAGCAGCUCAAAGUCGUGAAUUACU
Molecule: messenger RNA, 1114 nt
Organism: Poecilia reticulata (guppy)
Lineage: Eukaryota; Metazoa; Chordata; Actinopteri; Cyprinodontiformes; Poeciliidae
Source: RefSeq, a predicted model, not a curated record